AUGGCUCCAGUGCAGUCAACGCCUCAGACGCCAGGUUUGGGUAACCGCCAUUUGCUGGAUAAAAUCGAUCGACUUCGUGAGCUUGGAAUCUCUAAACAGGUUCCUCUUCCACAGCUCGUUGUCGUUGGAGACCAGUCAUCUGGCAAGUCAAGCGUCCUGGAGAGCUUGACAGGAUAUUACUUCCCCCGUUCGGUUGGACUUUGCACUCGACACGCCACGGAGAUCGUGUGCAGACGUGAGCAAGAGACUAGCAUAGUAGUCACGGUCCAUCCCGUCGAUGCCACUCCGGAAAGGGAGGAACGCGCAAAGUCGUUCAAACAAGUGCUGAAGGACUUGAAAGGAGAAGAAUUUGCCAAUGUUCUUAAGAAGGCUUCUGAGGUGAUGGGAUUGCAGUCAGCUGCCAACACAUCCUCUGGUGCUGCCUUCAGCAAGGACAUCCUUCGUGUGGAGAUUUGUGGCCCUGAAGAAGAGCACUUGACCAUCAUUGAUGUUCCCGGAAUAUUCGAGAACCCUCAAGAAGGUGUCACAACCGCUCAGGACGUGGCUUUGGUCAAGGCCAUGGUGAAGGAGUACAUCAAAGAUUCCAGAACAAUAAUUCUUGCUGUCAUUCCCUGCAAUGUUGAUGUCGCAACCCAGACGAUCUUAACCUAUGCCGCUGAGGCUGAUCCAGAUGGAAAGCGGACCUUGGGCGUCCUCACAAAGCCAGACCUGGUUAGUGAGAACGCUACUAAGAUGGCCGUCAUGGAUCUUGUCCGCGGAAAGAGACGUGAUAUUCAACUUGGAUAUUACGUGGUCAAGAAUCGAAGUGCGGAUGAUACAUCUUCCAACAAGGAAGAGCGAGACUUGCAGGAGGAGGAAUUCUUCGGCAAAGACCCAUGGUCAAAGCUCGAUAAGUCACGUCUGGGAAUUUCUGCUCUACGCAAACGCCUGCGUGAGCUACUCAUGGAUCGCACCAAGAGCGAGUUUCCCAAGGUGAAGCGCGACAUCAUUGCAAAAAUUCAUGAAGCGAAGGGUCGGCUUCAAGCAUUGGGAGAGCCUCGCAGCAACGCAGAUGAACAGAGAGCCUUCCUUGGCAAAAUCGUCAGUCGAUACUGUGAGCUCAAGAAAUUCGGGCUCGAUGCCUACUACACUGCCGAUCCUGUGUUUGAACACAAUCCCAAGCUUAAGCUGGUGACUCGAAUUCGCGAGAUGAACACUGCUUUUUCUCUGAUGUUCUUCGAGAAAGGCCAUCUCCGCAGCUUUGAGGCUUUGAAUGCUGGCAAUCGAGGAACACAGGGGGGCUCAAGCGAAUCCGACAAAUCCGACGAAGUCGACGAAGACGAGGCGGUGGAUGACUCUGCCUGGGACGAGCUUUACCCACUUUCGUUUAUUAUGCCUCUAGAUCAACUCGACGAUGUAGAAGAGGUUCUGUCCGAACCUGCCGACUGCUCCGAGCCCGAGGUCGGCACAAUCAUGGAACACCUCGAGAAGCUAUUUGUUACUUCUCGUGGUUAUGAUCUGGGCACUUUUGGAAGCCACAUGUUACCCAUGGCUUUCAAAGAACAGUCCAGUAAGUGGGAGUCCAUCGCGUUAGCACAUGUCAGCAGUGCCAUUCUCGUUGUGCACCAUUUCAUACACGGGGUAGUUCGAGAGGCAUGCGGCGAUGAACAAGUCCGCGAUUUGCUUUGGUCAUCUAUGCUCGAGGACCUCACCAAGCGAUAUGAAGCGGCCAUGAAACAUGCCAGGUUCCUGAUCCACGUUGAGCGCGACGGUCGCUCGAUCACUUACAACCCUGCUUUCGACCGGGCUUUCAGCCUCGUUAAGAGCAGUAGAUUUGCGGACCAGCACAAGUCUUCCAAGGUGAGGAUCCGGUAUAAUGAAACUCUUGUCGACGUCGUUCGAUGGGAUGAUCUGAACCGGCCGAAGACCGAUGCUCAGGGGCUCAAAGAGACCUGCUGUGCUAUCCACGAUCUUCUCAAGAGCUACUAUGACAUUUCAAGUGCACGCUUCAUCGAUAUGGUCUGCACGCAAGUCGUCGACCAUUUCCUUGUUGGCGGCGAGGACAGCCCCCUGGGAGUUCUCUCUCCCAACCGGCUCUUUGGUAUGUCGGAGGAGGAACUGGAAAUGAUAGCUGGAGAGGAUUCGAUCAGCAAGAGCACCCGCGAAAUGUUGAUCGCCAACAUCCUGAUGCUCGAGGCAGGCAAGAAGAUUCUUUGA
Molecule: messenger RNA, 2196 nt
Organism: Colletotrichum truncatum
Lineage: Eukaryota; Fungi; Ascomycota; Sordariomycetes; Glomerellales; Glomerellaceae
Product: dynamin family protein
Cellular component (GO): cytoplasm; microtubule; membrane
Molecular function (GO): GTP binding; microtubule binding; GTPase activity
Source: RefSeq, a predicted model, not a curated record